Molecule: messenger RNA, 3111 nt
Organism: Lampris incognitus (smalleye Pacific opah)
Lineage: Eukaryota; Metazoa; Chordata; Actinopteri; Lampriformes; Lampridae
Gene: stub1
Product: STIP1 homology and U-Box containing protein 1
Exons: 8
Coding region: 246-1100 (284 amino acids)
Biological process (GO): proteasome-mediated ubiquitin-dependent protein catabolic process; protein quality control for misfolded or incompletely synthesized proteins; positive regulation of proteolysis
Cellular component (GO): Z disc; cytoplasm
Molecular function (GO): ubiquitin protein ligase activity; protein-folding chaperone binding
Source: RefSeq, a predicted model, not a curated record
CCCGAUUCGGACGAGGAAAGACUCCGCAACAACAACAAAUAAAAACUCUGAUCAGAGAAAAGAAUGGGGGCAACUUAAGAGCUUCGGGAGAGAGAUUCCUCUCGCAGGACAGACGGGCUUGUUAAAAGUCCAGAAGUAGCAGAAGUGACAGGGACCUUCUUCAGCCUGUCAGCUAGCCAGCCGGAGAGACGGGGAACAGGAUAGGGAAGCAGGGCGGAGCGGGCGCCGCGGAGCCGGUGGAGAAGAUGGCGGGCAGCCCUGAGAAGAGUUCCACGGCACAGGAGCUGAAGGAGCAGGGCAACCGCCUGUUCCUCUGCCGCAAGUACCAGGAGGCUGCUACCUGCUAUAGCAAAGCUAUCAAUCGUAACCCGUCGGUGGCGGUGUACUACACCAACCGGGCCCUUUGUCAUGUGAAGCUGCAGCAGCACGACAAGGCGCUGGCAGACUGCAAGCAUGCCCUGGAGCUGGACAGCCAGUCAGUCAAGGCCCACUUCUUCUUGGGCCAGUGUCACCUGGAGUUGGAGAACUAUGAUGAAGCCAUAGGCAAUCUGCAGAGAGCUUAUAAUUUGGCUAAAGAGCAGCGUCUGAACUUCGGAGACGACAUCCCCAGCGCGCUGCGUAUUGCCAAGAAGAAGCGCUGGAACAGCAUUGAGGAGAAACGCAUCAACCAGGAGAACGAGCUGCACGCCUAUCUCACCAAACUCAUCCUCGCUGAGAAGGAAAGGGAACUGGAAGACUGCAGAGAAAAACAGGAUGACAAUCAAAAUGAGAGCGACAUCAUCAAGAUCAAAUCAAAACACGACAAGUUCCUGAUGGACAUGGACGAGCUCUUCUCCCAAGUGGAUGAAAAGAGAAAAAAGCGUGAGAUCCCGGACUAUCUGUGUGGGAAGAUCAGCUUCGAGCUCAUGCGUGAGCCCUGCAUCACCCCCAGCGGGAUCACCUAUGACCGCAAGGACAUUGAGGAGCACCUACAGCGAGUGGGUCAUUUUGACCCGGUCACCAGGAGCCCCCUGACCCAGGACCAGUUGAUUCCCAAUCUGGCAAUGAAGGAGGUGAUUGACGCCUUUAUCCAGGAGAACGGAUGGGUGGAGGAUUACUGAGGAACCCCUAUCCGCUCCUUCCCAAUCUCCAUCAUUACACUGUCCAUACACGACACCAGACUCCCCCGGAUAUGUUAUGCACGCAAGCUGGAUGAACACACACACACACACACACACACACACACACACACACGGUGGACUAGCAGACAGUUCGUUUGCUUUAUCUCUGCUGUAAAUCUAUCUUUCAUUUCUCUUCAGACGUGGUGUUCAGGUUCUCCUUAUCCCUUUAACCCCCCGUUAGACUUGUUCUACGCCUCCUGUCUCUGUUUAAUCCCCAUUUUCUCGCUUCCUUUCUCGCCCUGUUAUUCUCUCUCAUUCUGUUUUUCUCUCAUCCCUCAAGCCUGACUCCUUCCUUUAUCUGAAAGAGGAAGGGAUGGUUUCUCAGGUCUCUCUCUCUCUGAAUGUGUGUGUGUCUCUUUUUCUUUCUUUCGCUCUCUUACACAGGCAUUCAAUCUCACUAUCUCUCAAUCUUUAACUCUGACUCACACACACACUUCCACUCUUAUUUUGUCUCUCUCGCUCUCUCACACAGUCUGAUUUUCUGUCUAUAUUUCACCAUUUCUCUCUCUCUCUCUCGUGCCACAAUCCUUUGAAAACAUCAGCAUUGCACUCGUGUGUGUCACGGACCGCCAAUUUAGGAAAAAAAAACUUUUUGAAUACAAUCAGUUACUGCAAUUAUUGAUUGGCCUCUUCGUCUGGUGUUCACUCCAGUAUUACUCCAUCAUGUUCUGGUUUUCCUCAACAGACCGGCAAUUUUUCACGAGUCGGAAUACUUCUAUAAUUUGCCCCGUGUCCGAUAUUGGUGGUCCCUUUCGCUGCGGUGGAAAAAUGAAAUGCCAAAAGCCUUGACCUCAGCCGGAGUGACCACUUCGUACACGAGCGUUCGUGACUAGAUUAAGAAGAGUCGUCUGUUAAGGUGUGUAGUUUUGAGCUGAUGGCCAACUCUUCUUCACUGCAUAUCAGACAACCCAUUACAGACAACUGAAACACGUUGUGUGUACAUGUUGAAUGUAUGCCUAAUGUACUCGCAAGGUUUAGGCAUAACCUAACCUAAAAUGUGUCUCACGUAAGUUACAGUAUGAUGUUUUAUUUAAAAAAAAGAAAAAGAAAAAAAAAGGAUCUUACAAAUCAUAACUGGAAGAAGCAGCUGCGUAGAAACAAUACGGUGAUGUAUUUUUCAUGGGAAAAAACUUAAUGUCAACAUUUUGAAUUUUGAUGGCUUCAAAUCAGUUUGCUAGUCCUUUAUGGGGGGGGGGGGUCAUUGAAAACCGCUUUGCAUAAUGCUCCAUGCUAUCUGUGCUGUGUGUGAAGUUGAAAAACCGAAAACAAAAUAUAAAAGCAAGCUGGAGAAACGUGUAAAUGUGUUGGGCCGGGUCUCCUCGGCUGGUGCGAUGCUGGAGUCUCACAUAACGCUUGAAGUGAUUUUUAAAAAAUUUUUUUUGCUUGCCUUUUGCAAAGGUGGAACAAAAAAAAAACUGAACACAAUUUUGGCAAGUCAGCAUCACCUCUAUUUUGAAAGCACUUCCUCUCUCUCGGUGGCGCCAUGGCGGUUUAGAAAAAUGCUUGUUAACAAUCUCGUCUGCAACAAUCUGAGCUGGUUCUUCGUCGGGUCGGAGCUGAAAAGUUCGUUACAGGAGGUUUCAUUUAAAUGCUGGAAGAACAGUUACAAGUCCAUCUUAAAUCUGUACCUCAAAACCAGUUUUGGAGGUCUGGGCAUUCUCCAUUACAACACAUCUGAAGUGAAAAACAGUUUACAGAUCCCUUCCUCCCUCUUUUCUCAAGCUGAGUGUGUGUCUGGUGAUUCGGCCUGUUGAUGUUUCUUUUCUUUCUUUUUUUUUUCGAGUGUACAGGCGAUGUAAAUAUAUUUGCUUGUUGAUCUCAGAUUUUAUUUCUCAACUGAAAAACAGGCUUGUUUUUUUUUUUGAGAAUUCCUAGAGAGAAAACUGUAUUAAAUGUAGAUAUGUUGAUAACAUAAAUGUCUGUUUUGGUUUUCAUUCGUCCUCAUUAAAAU